CUGCAUCCAAUAAAUCCUCCCAAGAACCUCAUUAUGGAAAACGAAGGGAAGGCAGGAACGGUAAGCAGUUCAAGGUGGAACCCAACGAAAGAACAAAUAACGCUUCUUGAGAAUCUUUACAAGGAAGGGAUACGAACACCAAACGCCGAUCAGAUACAGCAAAUCACCGGUAGGCUCCGUGUGCACGGCCAUAUAGAGGGUAAAAAUGUCUUUUACUGGUUCCAGAACCAUAAGGCUAGACAACGCCAAAAGCAGAAACAGGAGCGCAUUGCUUACUUCAAUCGUCUCCUCCACAAAACCUCCCGUUUCUUCCGCCCACCGCUUUGCUCAAACGUGGGUUGUGUUAGUCCGUAUUAUUUACAGCAAGUAGGUGAUCAUCACAAUCAACAUGGGCAUGGAAGUGAAUACAGACACGGUAACAAUGUGAUGAAUCCAAGUGGUGGCUACGAUAAACGCACAAUCACAGAUCAUAAGAAGCAACUUUCAGACAUGACAACGGCUGCAGCUAGAAUGGCAAUGCCAUCGAGUUCACUUAGAUUUGACAGAUUCACCCUUCGUGAUCACGGUUAUAACGGCGAGGACAUUAAUGUCAAUUCAAAUGGACGGAAGACGCUUCCACUUUUUCCUCUUCAGCCUUUGGACGUGGCUAGUGACGAUUGUGUUAGAAAUUCCAGUUGUGCCCCUGGUCAUGACUCUCCGGUGACUUGUUUCGGUGAUGGUGGCGGACGAGAGCAGCCGUUUAUUGAUUUUUUUGCUGGUUGUUCUAGUAGGUUUUGAUAAACUGCGAAUGGGUUGUAACAAAGGGUUAAAUGGGAAUAAACAUUUUCUUUUUAUCAUUUUGUCCAUUUAUUUACAAUUGUGUUGAAACG
Messenger RNA from Raphanus sativus (radish), 869 nucleotides. Its product is annotated as WUSCHEL-related homeobox 2. The record is from RefSeq and is a predicted model, not a curated record. Bases 34 to 777 code for a protein of 247 amino acids. Gene Ontology annotation, biological process: plant organ development. Gene Ontology annotation, molecular function: DNA-binding transcription factor activity; DNA binding. Lineage: Eukaryota; Viridiplantae; Streptophyta; Magnoliopsida; Brassicales; Brassicaceae. The transcript has 2 exons.